This is a messenger RNA of Nasonia vitripennis (jewel wasp), 4775 nucleotides long. RefSeq names its product growth arrest-specific protein 2. Bases 366 to 1697 code for a protein of 443 amino acids. Gene Ontology annotation, biological process: actin crosslink formation. Gene Ontology annotation, molecular function: microtubule binding; cytoskeletal adaptor activity; actin filament binding. Lineage: Eukaryota; Metazoa; Arthropoda; Insecta; Hymenoptera; Pteromalidae. The transcript is spliced from 8 exons. The record is from RefSeq and is a predicted model, not a curated record. Gene Ontology annotation, cellular component: actin filament.
AGUAUCGGAGUCGUCGGGCUGCGCUACGCGGCCAGUCGCGAGUUUGCGAGCCGCGCGACGCCUCGGCUCUUCCUAGAAGCUAGGAAGCGAGAAUCACGGGUUUCGCCGGUGUCUGCAGCAAACUAAUACUGACAGAGUGCGAUCGUCGUCGUCGUUGUUGUUGUUGUUGUUUUUGUGCCUCUUCGUUUCCGCACCUGUCGAGCAGAGGGAGAGCGGACUGUUUGGGCCACUCGGAAAGUACUCUAACCUAUAGCGGAGCAGAGCCUGCUGUGAGACAGCGGAUGAUCGAGCUCUGCGAGGCGAAGGAGAAGAAGACGACGGAGGAAGAAGAGCAGCUGGUCUGACUGGUCUCGAGCGAGAGUAAGAUGUCCUACACGAACCGCUUUCCGCCGACGAAGAACACGCGCUACCGUAGCAGUUGGGGCCCAUCCUCGGUCUCGGUCUUCCAGCGAGCCGAUGUGCCUAGGCCGUCGCCCGAGGAGGAGGAGUACGCCGAGUUCUAUCACGAAAGACUGCACUCGGCGCAGAGCCGACAGCUCAUACCGCUGCAGGAGGAUCUAGCCGACUGGAUCAACAAGACGAUAAACGUCGACCACAUAUCGGGCGAGAACUUCUUCGACGUACUCGACAAUGGCGCGGUGCUGUGCCGUUUGGCGCGAGUCAUUCAGGAUAAGGCUCGAUCGGCCGUUGAAGCUGGCAGAGCGAAAGGGCCGGCGCCUGCCAUAAGGGGUCGCUGCUGGGAAAACGCCGCGCGCCGCAGCUUUUUCUCCAGGGACAACAUGGAAAACUUCAUACAGUUCUGCCGGCGACUGGGCGUUCACGAGAAUCUGCUCUUCGAAAGCGACGACUUGGUUCUACAAGGCCAGCCUCGCAACGUGGUGCUCUGCCUGCUGGAGGUGGCUCGUCUAGCAGCCCGCUAUUCCCUCGAGCCGCCAGGCCUGGUGCAGCUCGAGCGGGAAAUCGCGGCGGAACAAGAGCGCGACCUUCACUGUCUCUCGGACAGCGGCAUCUCUCACAGCAGCCUCGUCUCCUGGCAGUUCCAGUCGCCGUCGCCCACCGCCUCGCCCAUGCCACCCGCCGACAAGAUCAAGCACAGCAGCUCGGCAGUGGAGAUGUCGACGGCAUCGCGCUGGCUGGACACAUCCGCGACGACGCCGAGUCACGAGCCCGAGAUGCGGCGUUCGGUGAGCGACAACGGCCCGACCGGCAGCGACGGCGUCCCCAGCGACACGACGGAGGACGACUGGUCUCGCGGAAGCGCCGACGAUCCCGACGAGGUGCUCUCGCCGUCGAGCUCGCCGUCGCCCUCGUCCACCGAGCUGCCCGAGCACUCUGGACCGCUCACCGAGCUGGAUCGAAAGGUGAGGAGAGCUACCGAGGCCGUACAGAGACUUUGCCAGUGCCCGUCCAGCAAGUGCAGCAAGCUCAAAGUACGCAAAGUCGGAGAGGGCCGCUAUCACAUCGCCGGGCGGAACGUUUUCAUAAGGCUGCUCAAGGGCCGACACAUGAUGGUGCGAGUGGGCGGCGGCUGGGACACCCUGGAGCACUUCCUAACGAGACACGACCCCUGCCAGGUGAGGGUCCUCAGUCGCGAGAGUACACCGCCUCCGCACAACGCUAAGCACAGCAACAAUUUCCUCCACAUACGCGCCAAGUACCGCAGUCCGCCUACCCCCGAGUCCCUUUCCGCUCGCUAGUUCCGCCGCUUGAUACACUCGCAAGGCCAUCGCUGACAUUCAUAUACAUACGUUCACGAGGGAAGCCGCGCACGCGAGUGUGCGGUUCGUAUAUCAUACACACAUUGCCCGCGGAUACCUAGUGCCUGCAGCCCCGAAAGAUAUUCCUCACUGCCGACUUUCCAUUAGCGCUGCAUUCGUCAUUCCGUUGGUUGGGCUCGCCUUAGACUUUUUUUGUCCGCUUCGAGGGACCGCUGUGGUUGGUUUGUCGAAAAAAAAGGAUUCGCGAUGGUGUAUACUGCGCCCGUAUGCAUGUGUACGUAAACGUUUUUGUAGGAAGCUAUUUUGACGAAAAUCGACAGACGAAACAAAACGGUUCCCGGAGUAAUGAAUACCCAACCAACUCAUAUGGACACCUCACUCGCCGACACAGUACAAUCAAGCGAUCGCUUUACUAAAAAACGAAUUCUGUUGUGUCUCGCACGUAAGUCAAGCGUAUAUUGUAGCCAUGUCGAACGAGGUACCGCACUCGGCGAAAUUUCUUUUAUUUUUCACUCUGCGAUGGUUGCAUAUAUAUAUAUAUAUAUAUAACAGGAACGACGCUUUCUGCCGGCAAUGGAAAACUUAUAUCUUUGUCUCGCGCCGAAGAGAUCGGAAGAGCGAAUGCAGAAGUCUCUUUAUACACGCAUGUAUAUGGUUGUAUAUCACAAGUUUUCGAAAGUCGAUCAAUAACUAAUCAAACGGUGCUUUUUCUUUUUUCAAGAAACUCUUUAAGGUGGAAAAGGAUAUACUCUUGGAUCAAGGAUUGUCUUGUGGCUAGAGGAAUGUGGGUGGCGUUUGUGUGUCUUUUGUGUUUGGAGAGAUCGAGAAGCCGAAUUAUGUAGCGCGCACGUAUAUAUUUAUGCAAUCGUUCACAACCACACGCUAAGGCACUCUAUUUUACUAUGGAAAAUAGUAUGAUAAUCAACGUUAACAGCCUGGCCAUUUGGACUUGAGUAACUUUUUAUUUUCAAUCAAAUCAACAUUUUUUUUUCAUUUUUUUUUCCUUUUAAUUAUUUCUGUCCGAAUCAUCAGGCGACAGCACCAGCACCAGGUGUAAAUAGAUUCUAAGAUCGCAAUGGCCAAAUUAGCCCUUAAAAGUUAGCUAUCUCGCUGAAAUUGUAUAUCAUCAUAAUUACUACAUGUAAAGGCACCAAACUUGAUUUUCAUUCGUUAUAAGAAACGUUUGAAAUAAAGUGCAAUUAUAAUCUCAGGAAAGAUUAUGCAGGCGAUCAUUGCAGAAAUGAGCCACCUAUAGAUUCAAAUAAAUUUCUGCAAAAAAUAUACAUUCUUCUAAUAUCGAUUUAAUGACAUUUAAAGCGUAGUCUAUAUCAAGAAAUUAUUAUCAAUCACCGACAUGACCAUCAUGAUGUAGAUGAGCACUGUAGAUUAUGCUAAGAGAUUACCUUUUGAAUGAAUAUAUACUGCGAAUGGUCAUUGCUCCACCAAUCUUGUAAAGAUAAUUUUCUCAAUGCACUGCCUACGCACUAUUAGCGGUAAAUGAUACAAUCACACCACACAUAGUUAAAGACAGAUACGAAUCAGACUCGGUUGAAACCUGAAUAAUGCAUUAACUAAAUUUUCACAUCGAUGAGAGAUUAGUAACGUCUUUACAUCUCGUAUGUAACAUACGUCAUUUCAAAGACGAAGUUUAAAGUACUGCUUUGAUAGAGCGCUUCUCACGUUGAUUUUGACAAUCAACGUUGAACAAGUGUUCAACUUUAAUUAACCGACUCUGCAUUCGAAAAUUGUGCGAAAAACUGCAAUUUUUAUAUAUUAUAUACAUUUACAUUUCGACUAAAAUAAUAACGUUUCUUAAGAUUGUAUUUAUCAUGAUAACAAAAAAUAUAAAUAUAUCUUUUCUACUUUUAUAUAUUAAACUGUAGAGUAAGAGAAAAGCGUUAACUAUGUGAAAAGUGCGCCACGAUAGGACGUCACUCGAGACGAUCAGCAGAUGGUAAUACUAUUGCAAUUUGAAGAAAGCUGACAUGUGUUUGAUUUUUUCCAGAAAUGCAAGGGCACGACGUGCAAAGGAAUACCAAAGCAGAGAAUUGUCCGACAAGUCUUGUCGGCGCGUUGAGGCUAUAAUAUUGUUUACAAGGGGUAUGCGACAUUUGCGUUUGAGAGAAAGGAAAAACAGAAAAUACAACAUCCUACGCUCGUUCUGCACUUUCUUGUAUACAUACGAAAAGAAGAAAGAUUUACGCGAUGCGUUUGUGUGAUUUGUAAUUCCAUACAGAGUAUUACAAUGUGAAUCAUUUACAGAGAUGCGACGAAUUCUCAACUGUUAUAUUUAUUACAAAUUAUUUGUUUAAACAUCGCCUGAUUCUUUGCAAAGAAGAAUAAAAUUAAACGGCUAAUUGUUUUGUAAAACACACAAAUUUUUCAUGUAUGUAUUUGGUGAAUCUGCACUUUCUCAUACAUACGAGACUAGAUAAAUAUUUCAAUUCUUGCAAAGAAUUCCAAUGAUACAGAACGAUCUGUAUCAAAAAUUGGUUUAACGUUGAUCUCAUCGGUAUUUUGUGUAUCCAGAAGCAAAAAUAACGUCGCAGUUUAUUUUUUUUGUAUGAGAGAUUUAAUGUCAGUGCAACUUGAGAAUGUGAAAGCUAUUUGAAAUCAUGUAAGUUGAUUCGAGAGUACAGAUAGCUUGAACAUUUUUAUUUUGGGCCGAAAUCGAACGCUGUGUAACUGCGUGAUAUUGUUAACUAACUUUACUUCUAUGCAGAGCUCGAAGAAAGGUUUUUUUUAUGCGUGAAUCGAUCAAUGAUGUUUUCUGCGAUGCCGUAGCUGUAGUACGUACGUUAUAUUUCCGCCAUAAUGUAAUGUCCUGAUCUACUUCUACUAAUUUAUUGGAGAUCGUAUACUACUUAUAAGUAAUGUAACCGUACCUGCUUUUUAUAUUAUUAUGUUUAUAUCAUUUUUGCUCGAAAAAUGAGUUGUAUGUAAGCGCUAUGUACACUUUGAAUUUAUACCAUGACAAGGUGUUCAAAUUAAUUUCAGAGUUAAUACUAAGUUUCUAUUGUUACUUUUUGUUGAGUAAUAAAAUGUUUAAUUCCAAAA